Brenthis ino (lesser marbled fritillary) is the source of this 306-nucleotide messenger RNA. Lineage: Eukaryota; Metazoa; Arthropoda; Insecta; Lepidoptera; Nymphalidae. The record is from the annotation of a GenBank genome assembly.
AUGGACAUGGUUCUUAUAAGGGAUGAAUACGUGGCAUAUAAAUCCUUCAGACCGAUUUUGGUAGCGGUGGCUUAUCUCAAUAAGAAAUCAGCGAGGGAGAUAUUACAGGACACGCGAGUGCGCAAACUUAGAUUAGAGCGGCUCAAAGAGCGGCUCGAAGGGUGGGUCGACGGACGGCUCGACAGAAUGCCUGACGCACGGCUCGAAGAGCAGCUCGACGGACGGCUCGACGAGCGGCUCGAUGACUUGAUUUUUAGUUCCCGACGUUUCGGAUGCUUUCAUUGCAAUCAUGGUCACACGAGAGAC